Molecule: messenger RNA, 821 nt
Organism: Chara braunii
Lineage: Eukaryota; Viridiplantae; Streptophyta; Charophyceae; Charales; Characeae
Source: the annotation of a GenBank genome assembly
GUGUUUCUCGCCCUGUGAUUCCCUCAACCAACUGGCGCGUCACAGCUGCGCAUGGGCCAUGAUAAUCUUCUCUGUAUCGUUCCAAUGCGGGAUUGACGUACUAGGGAGAGGAGGAGGUGGAAGAGGAGGAGGAGGAGGAGGAGGAGGAGGAGGAGGAGGAGGAGCAGGAGAGGUGGAAGUUUUUGUUUUCUUUUUCAGGAGGGCGGGCUUGACGGCGUGUCAUCCUUGCGCAUGGGCCAUGAUAAUCUUCUCUGUAUCGUUCCAACGCGGGAUUGAGGUACGAGGGAGAGGAGGAGGUGGAGGAGGAGGAGGAGGAGGAGGAGGAAGAGGAGAAGGGAUGCCUAAAGCAGGUGCAGAUGCGAUGAAGCGGCACUUCGAGAAUGUUGGAUUGCAUGGGGAGCCGGGGAAAGGAAACUACAUAUGGAAAUGCCUGGAUUGCGAACUGCAGUUCCCUGGGAGCGCAAAGCACUGUGCAAAGCACUUCACGUCCAUGACAAAAGGGCCUAGGUGCAACAUCAACAUGCUAGGCAGUAGGCUGUCGGCAGAGGAAAAGGAGAGGAGGGACUUGGGCCGGCUGGAGGCAAUUGCGCUGGUGUUGGGAAAGGCUGUGCCUCGGGCACCGUCACAUGAUUGCCUUUCAGACCUCGAAGGCAUGGAAGACGUGGACGGCGAGGACGAGUGCAACAGCCCCCAACGGUCCAACCAACGGAAAACAGAGCCAAGACUAACCUUUUGACGACAGCCAAGCCUGCCAAGGUGCGACAGAGCACGCUGGAAGAGGGCGGGGCAAUCAUCUCGAAGAAUGAAGAAGCACAACGCUC